Messenger RNA from Cooperia oncophora, 363 nucleotides. Lineage: Eukaryota; Metazoa; Nematoda; Chromadorea; Rhabditida; Trichostrongylidae. The record is from the annotation of a GenBank genome assembly.
AUGUUUGUAAUCGUUGCAGAUGGCAUGGUCGUUUGCCGGUCCUAUACGGAAAAAUUUCCUGAUCCGAGCAAUCAUCCGGUUACGGUUGCAUUAUUUGCCGUACUGUAUUCAUUUGUCUUUGUGAUCAGUUUUGCCGGUAAUUUAGGUGUUAUCUACGCUACUGUACGACAUCGGAGUCUUCAGACUGUGCAGAAUAUCUUCAUAGUGAAUUUGGCCGUCAGUGACGUCAUCCUUUGCGUGCUGUACUUUGGUUCGAUGUUGUGUCGAGUGGUAGGAGGUAUUCAGGCGAUUGGUUUGUUCAUUGGCACGUUUUCACUUUGCGCUAUCGCUAUCGACCGAUACUUCCGACUAGUAAUUGCUCCA